Aspergillus wentii DTO 134E9 is the source of this 1085-nucleotide messenger RNA. RefSeq lists its product as uncharacterized. The coding region runs from base 128 to 829 and encodes 233 amino acids. Lineage: Eukaryota; Fungi; Ascomycota; Eurotiomycetes; Eurotiales; Aspergillaceae. The transcript has a single exon. The record is from RefSeq and is a predicted model, not a curated record.
AGAGUAAUCCAGCUUCUGUUAAGUGACAAGAACCCAGGGCUCCAAUAACCAAGACUGAACAUCUUCCUUUAUACCUGGACAGCGUUACUUCGACUUGAGCAGCACCCUGGGACUUGAGCCCGCUACCAUGGCUUCUGGCUUUCUCAGACCUCUGGCGGUAUUUUGUAGCCAGUCGCAGUCUCAGCGCUACAUCAAAACCAUCAAGAAUCUGGGCGAUGCCUGGCGUAGCCUUGCUGAAAUUCCGCUUCCUGAGUGCGAUAAAAACUCUGCUUUAAUUGAGACCAACUUUGACUUUGUUCUGAAAAUCACAAAUGCCCUGGAAGAGCAACGCCAGCCGAACCCGACGAUUGUCGAGAUGUCAACCACAACAUCUCCUCCACCCACCAGCCAACCCGCUCUAACAGAGCCCCCAUGGCAUUAUCGGAUCUUCGCUGAUUACGGCGUGGAUUUCAUCUGGCGAGAUCUAGGUGACUUUCGCCCUGAAGAGGGCGAUGCCGUGGUAGAGCCAGAAGAGGUACUCUCUUCAUUCCCUCCGUCGGUUUUGGAAUCAUACGAUGCGUGGGUCGACACAUACACUGCAAACUUCAAAGAAAGACGCGAAAAGACUGGAAAAUUUCAUGCCACUAUUUUUCCCACCGCUUCCGAGGAGGUUGCUUGGAAUGUGGCCGGGUUUUUGUUGGCAUGGCGCAUUGUAAUGGCGCCCCAAGUCGGGAGAAUCGAAUACACGGCCGGUUGUUCUCAGUAUUUUCUGGAAAAAGGGAAGGAGACGAGUGUCACUUUGGCUUUUUUGCAGGACCGGGUUGAUAUUCUAGCCAAGGGACCGUCGUAGCGAGACCUGCUGCUAUGAAACGAAGUACAUGUAUGCAUGUGGUAGCAUCGCUGCAGUCUUUGGUAUGAUAAGAUUAGAUUCGGUGAUUGUUCCUCGAUCAAACACCGCCUCGAUAAUCGGUUCGCAAGCUUCAGGUAAAAGGCGCUGGCUUUGCUAUUUGGAUAUAUGAGCCUAUUUAUGUGUGAUGAAAUCUCAAUUUAACUAUGCUUUACACUCUUUCCAAACAACAAAAUGCGUUGGAAUGAAUGUAUUUGGC